AUGCAAAAACUAGCUGUGCUCCUAUUGUUAGCCUCAUCAGCUCUCACUGCCAAAAUUCCACUCAGAAAGGUCCAAAUCACCAAGCAAAAGUUCCUUUCCGCUAAAGAGAGACUCAACAGUGAAGUUCCAAAAUUCCUCGACAACGGUCUUGGUGAAAGCAUCCCAGUCAAGGACUACAUGAAUACUCAAUAUUUCGUUGAUGUUGAAAUCGGUACCCCAGCCCAAACCUUCACUGUUGUCCCAGAUACUGGUUCAUCAAACUUAUGGGUUUACUCAAGCAAAUGCUACGCCAUUGUUUGCUACUAUCACAGCUUGUAUAACGCAGCCAAGUCAUCUACCUACAAGAAAAAUGGAGAGAAGUUCGACAUCACCUACGGUUCUGGAUCUAUUUCAGGUACCGUGUCAGAGGAUGUUUCAAACCUCGGAGGUACUCACUCCCACAUUGGCUUUGGAGAAAUCACCUCAGUCUCAGGUGCUUCUUUUUACGCUUCUCAAAUGAGCGGAAUCCUCGGUCUCGCCUAUGAUACCAUUUCAGUUGACAAGAUCCCAACCUUCAUUGACUAAAGCGACCUUACCGAUAAGAGUUUUGCCUUUUACCUCCACUCAAACCCAGAUGCCAGCUACAUGACCAUUCCAGGCUAUGACACAGAUGCCGUUGGAAACAACGAGUUCACCUUCCACAACGUCGUUGAGCAAAGAUACUACUCACUCAACCUCACUGGCCUUAAGCAAGGUGACACAUCCAUCCCAUCUAACAACUUCAAGGCUGUUAUUGAUUCUGGUACUUCAGUCCUUGUUGGUCCAAAUUCUCUCGUUAACCCACUCAUCAAGGGUAUCACCGUCAAUGAUGAUUGCUCAGGCCUCGAUAAACUCCCAACCAUCACCUUCCAAAUUGAUAACCUUGACUAUACCCUUACUCCAAAUGACUAUGUUCUCCAAGUUACCCAAGGUUCAGACACUGAAUGCGUCCUCGCUGUUAUGGGACAAGACUUCCCAGCUGGCUUUGACUACUUCAUCCUCGGAGAUACCUUCAUGAGAAAGUUCUACUCAUACUUCGACAAGAAGAACAACAGAGUUGGCUUCAUCAAUGCUGAGAAACUCCACCACUGA
Stylonychia lemnae is the source of this 1110-nucleotide messenger RNA. NCBI's taxonomy places the organism in Eukaryota, Ciliophora, Spirotrichea, Sporadotrichida, Oxytrichidae. The record is from the annotation of a GenBank genome assembly.